Hypoxylon fragiforme is the source of this 498-nucleotide messenger RNA. RefSeq lists its product as uncharacterized. The record is from RefSeq and is a predicted model, not a curated record. Lineage: Eukaryota; Fungi; Ascomycota; Sordariomycetes; Xylariales; Hypoxylaceae. The transcript is spliced from 2 exons. Bases 1 to 498 code for a protein of 165 amino acids.
AUGUCAUCUUCUGCUGUUAUCGGCCAUCUUCUCCUUCUGGCUUUCGUCGCGGCAGCCCCGUCGGCGCUCGCAAAGCCGGAGCAGAUCCGCGCGGUGCAGUCGCCGAUUUUCCACUAUUAUCUGCAGGCGUAUCCCGAGGAUCCCACGAUCCCCGUGAUGGGCCCCGAGGCCAGCAGCGAGUUCUUCACCAUCGGCGCCACGAUCCAGAGCACCAACACGUCGGCGUUCCUGAACAUCGUCAGCGGCGGCGAUGACGCGACAGCCUCGUACAAGACCCUCGCGUUUGCGGAUGCCGGGAGCACGGACGCGUGGGCGCUCGAGGGUGAUACCAUCAUCACGAGUACGGGCAGCGCGUACGGCCGCCAGCUGAACUUUCUGGUGUGCCAGGUGGGUGGUGGGGGGCAGUAUUGGCAGGUGUAUCUGCAGACGGGGAGCGAGGCGCCGCAGGGGAGGACGUGCAGUAAUUACCAGAGUCUGCAUUUGCCUUGUUUGUGUUGA